Onychomys torridus (southern grasshopper mouse) is the source of this 5068-nucleotide messenger RNA. Its product is annotated as carboxyl-terminal PDZ ligand of neuronal nitric oxide synthase protein. NCBI's taxonomy places the organism in Eukaryota, Metazoa, Chordata, Mammalia, Rodentia, Cricetidae. The coding region runs from base 1097 to 2056 and encodes 319 amino acids. The record is from RefSeq and is a predicted model, not a curated record. The transcript has 3 exons. Gene Ontology annotation, molecular function: nitric-oxide synthase binding.
GAGAGAGAGAGAAUGGGGAUGAAACACAAGGCAUUAUGCAUGCUGGAUAAGCACUCUACCACUGAGCAACAUUCCCAGUUAAUGUGUUUUGUUUGUUUACUUGUUUUCUGAACAAUUUGGAGGUAAGUUACCCUAGAUCCUUUUAUACCUAAACACUUGAACAUAUAUUUUGUAAGCUUAGGGAUCAGCUAUUGUUUCUAAUUGUUGGUGCUCUUUUAGGCAAGUGGCUUCCUCCAUCCUGCUUUGCUUAUUAAGACAGUGUGCUGACGAGACUGUGGACUCUGGGGCCACUUUGUCUCUCUGCCGUCCUUUCCCAUAUAACCACCUGGCACCUUAGGAGGAUGUGGAAUAAGAAUGAAAGGUGAUUGUGAUCCUUAGAAGAGGAGAUGCAGGUGUCCCAUUCUGGAUCAUCAAAGCCCAUCAACUUAGACAUAUAGAAGUGCUUUGGAUGUAAAUGGUGAUGUGUUUACCUUGGCUGCAAAAAACAGUCCCGUCCUCAACUCCCAACUCUGGCCAUCUUGUAGAGCAUAUCUGAGCAUUUAUUCCUAGCUACUUGAACAUUUGAAGGAAUAGGGGAACCUAACUUCCCUCCUGUUUCUCCCCAUGGUUGGUUUAGACUGCUAGAAUGUUUACAGUGUAAAUUAACAUUAAUGUUUUGGUGGCAUAAGGUUGUUGGCCAUUUCCCUUGGGUCACCAUGGUGUAAAGCAAAGCUCGUGGGUCUGGGAGUCAGGCUGCAUGAUUUUGAAUAUCCUUGUCCAUCAGCUGCCUGUGUGGUGGGCAGCCUCUGCCACUUGGAUUUAGUACUGUUCCUUGAGACUGAGUUAGAGUGUAUGAAUAAAUGUCUUCCUGGCUGCAAUGUAGCAGUUUACAUGUGAAAGGAGCAAAGAUGUGAGCUAUAUGCACAGGGUCCACCAGGCUUAGAAGUGUUUUAGUUACUCGCUAGGUAGAUAGAAUUCUUGUAAAGGGGGCCCAAAAUGUCUGGAGGGAAAUUGGGAAGGCUGGCUUUUGGUUGUUUUAAAAACACAACCCUGUUUUGAUUUAGCUAUCACAGAGUUUGUGGGAACUUGGUCUUUGCACAGUUUGCUAAAAAGGUUUAUGGCACAGCCUUUUUCGUGGGUUGUUGGCAAUGGCUCAAACAGGAGAUACCUCUCUCAUGGUGGUUGGUCACUACUUAAAUGUGUCUUUCUCUCAUUUGUUCCCCACCUGCCUUUCGAGCCCUUUUCUCGGACAGUUGACCACAGCAUGUUCGAGAAUUUGAACACGGCCCUCACUCCCAAGCUCCAUUCCAGCCGUUCCUUCCCCCACCUGUCCAGAUCUGCGGCCCCAAGCUCCAUCACCCCUGGCUCUACAGAGCCAGGAGGCCCAGGACUGAGGGUGGGCAGCAGCCAGCACCUUAAGAACCUGGGUAAAGCCAUGGGGGCCAAGGUCAAUGACCUCCUGAGAAGAAAGGAGUCCUCAAGCCUGGGCAGUGUGGGUGUGAUGGAGAUUAACAAGACUGCUGGGGCCCAGCUGCCUGGUGGGGAAGAGGCAGCCUGUGAAGCCUGGCUGGAGGAUGAAAGGUCAGUCCAAGAAGCCUUCCCUCUGCUGGAUCCUCCACCUCCCAUAACCCGGAAGCGAACCCCUCGGGCCCUGAAGACCACCCAGGACAUGCUGAUUUCAUCGCAGCCCGUCCUAAGCAGUCUCGAAUAUGGGACAGAACUGUCACCUGGGCAGGUCCAGGACUCUCCACCUACUUCUCAGCCUGUCUCUGCAGAUACUUCGAGGCCAGAGUCUACCAUUGAAAUGGGAGAUAAGGGAGAGGCUCUGCCCAAUGGCGAGGUGUCCCUCUUGGUACCUGACCUAAUACACAAGAACAGCCAGGAAGAAUCCAAGCUAAAGGCAACUGAGUGCAGAAAAGCCUCCUCCCCUGGCUCCAUUGAGAGGAAUGGCCUCAAGCUCAGCUUGAGCCCCAUCAGCCUGGCUGAGUCCUGGGAGAACAGCAGCCCGCCUCCACGGGCAAGGACCUCCAGUCUGGACAAGGAGAGCCUUCACCCAGACCUGCUGUCCUUUGAGUAGUAUGUCUUGUCUUCCCUGCUGAACAUGCUCUUUAUCCUCCACUGCACACAGGUCCUUUGCCCCAACUCUGCCACGUCCCCAUCUUUCUUGUGGCAGGUACAGCAGAGCCCGCUUUCUACCUGAGGUGUUGGGGGACCAGAUUGCCACAAGUAGCCCCAGUGAAGGAGUCUGCAGAAUGGCAAAAGGAUGGGGGUGCCAUCUCUAGUCAAUCCCACUUCUCUGUAAGAUCUUCUGGCUGCUGUUGGAACUCAUCUACCCUCAGGCUCGUCCCAGCUUCCUACUGGAUUACAGGGCCACUGGCUUAGGAGGAUGGAUCUAGCAGGAAUUCUCCUUGCCUGUCUGAUCAGAUGCAUAUGCUAUCUGUUCUUAUACACCCCUACCCCGACAAGUCCUGAUUCUGUCCCUUUCUUCCAUAGUGGUCCAAGGACUCUCCCUGCCUUGAAGGAAAUACAGCUAGGGAGGAAUGGUAGGUUUGGCUUAGUGAUGGGAUCCGGCCUGGAAAGCUACACCAUGACCACAACCUCACCAUAGUUCUUUCAGCCUCUAGGCCAUGUGGAUCCCUAGCCACCACCUUUCCUCUGUUGCUGGGUUAGGGCCAAAGAAGGUGCUUCCAAGACCUGGGACCUUGUGGACUUCCUCAAAGGUUGAACCUCGUCACCAGGGUUCCUAGGGUUUUCCCAUCCAGCGAGAUAUACCCCUGCCUCUCUGGGCAGGCACUUCGGAGACUAGUAUGGGCAGUCGUGCUGGGGUUCCUUGCUAUGUGUGUGAAGACAGAGGUAGGCAGGCCCCUGCAGAAGCAGCAGAGAGUGUCCUAACAUUCAAGAGGAGAGCUUGGGAACACGGAAUGGUCCUGCAAGAGCCGAGGGCAGAGAUCAUAGAGAAGAGUGAAGUGAGGACUGAGAAGGGUGUCACUGAGAGUCAGAGCAGCUUCUCAGGCCACUCCACACCAAGAAUGAGGCAGUGCCAGGGCCUGGGAACAGUAUGUGUGAGAGCCAGGGUGGGGCAUGUGAGAGACUGGAAUGUGGUGAGGACUGUGGUGGCAAAGCGGUUGUGAAAGUGGAAGUGCUUCUUUGUGCAUGUGCUGAAGGGGCCUGCGUUCCCUGCAGCAGCAGGCCUGCCCUGAGAUACCCCGAGCCUCUCUCUGUCCUUUAUCCCAACGAUCCUCCUCUGCUUCUGCCGGCAGGAACUGUGUAAGGAACCAGCAAGGUUUAUCAACCCUUGGCCGGUUCCUGCCUUCCAGGUUAACUUGCUUUGGGUUCUUUUCUCCCUCCAGGGGCCCUAGCAUGCUGUCUUCCCAUGGCUUGGAGACUCUGUAGUGAUCCCAGCCACAAGGGUCUUUGUAGCCAGAAGAGGACAUCCCUUGUCUCGAACAAGGAGGUCAGAGCCCCACAAGGAGGCUGGGGAUGGUGCAUCCAGCCAGGGCAGGCCCUGUAGUGUUCAUCUGACUCUUCUUCCUGUGGUCUUUCCUUUGCUGUCUGCUGGGCUUCCCAUCUGUGAGACUGGGACACACAGGCCUCGCUUCCCAGCUCAACAUCACCAGCGUGCUGCCCUCUUCCCAACCAGCAGACAUCUGAGCUAACUCCUGCAGAACCAGAAUAGGAGGCCGCCGCGGCGGGAUCCCUGGGAUGAGGUUUCCCUCUCAUAUACCUGCUUAAGCAGCUGUAUGGCUUUAGCAAUCUCUGCCCUCUGACCCUCUUCUCUGACCCCGUCUUCCAAUGCCACAGAGAACAAGGCUUCAUCCCAUGCUCCCUGCCAAGUCCUGUCUCUUCCUCUCAGAUGAGAACCCAUGCAGCCAGGCAUCUGAAGGCCCUGAUGGAGUAUACAGGAUGGUUAACACAUAUGUAGCACAUGUGCCUUCCUCCAAGAACAUCCCAAGGAUGUGACAUCUGACCCUGAAGUCAGAGAAGUCCUUAGGACUAGCGUUUGAGGACCUAUGAAUUUCCCCAGAGUGAUUUGUGAUAUAACUUGAAAUAGAGUGAGUCUAGGCUGUGGGGUGGAAAGUCUAAGCAAACACUAGAGAGCAAGUCCAAUGUAAUCUGAGCUCUCCAAACCAGAAUCUUGGUUUGCUUCUCUGAUGGGAAACUCAGCUGGUAGCUGCUCUCUGGGGCUGCCCUUCCCCAGAGGCUAAGUGAUACUGUUGCCUAAGACUGACAGCUUGGCUUGGCUUGCUUAAGCACCCAGGAUACUGCUAGAGUACUGACCCUCAGGCCCAGGAUUAGCCAAAAGAUCCCACCACAUUGUCCCAGGACCCAUGAAAAGGAAAUUUCUGAGUACUUUAGACUUGUGUUGGAUGUUGAAUUAGGUUUCAUGGAUGCAUACACCAACUCCUAGAAUCUUGGUCAUCUCGCAGCUACAGAAGUGAUUCUGCUACCUUGGGAGAUCCUUUGAGACUGAGCCGCAUCUUAGAUGCUGCAGAUGCUGCAGAUGCUGCCUGGUGCUGGGGCUAAAUGCUUCCCAGGGACCUUCAAAUCCUCUUGAGGGCUUUGAUUCACAUCAGCUCUUCCAUCUAGUGCCCCCAACAGGCUCACUAACCAUCCCAGCAGUCUGGCCUGUAGCAUAGCAGCCUUCAUAAUGAAUCAGUAUCCUCUGGGGGCUUGGUCUUUGGGUAGCUUGAUCUGCAUUGGGGCGGGGGACAGGGGGACAGGCUAAUGGAGAGGAAUGGAGAAUCUAACUUCUAUGUUUAAGAAGCUGGGGCCUUGGAGCCUUUUUCUCCCCACUUCUUUCCAGCCCCAUUGUAUACCCCCAUUCAGCCCAUAGCUUUACCCUGAGAGAUCACAAAGUCUGCUUCCAAAACCCUGGAAAGAGGGUGUUCCCUUCCUAGUCCCAACCCACACCUCUCUCUAGAAAUGUAUCUGUGAAUGUUCUGUAUCUGGGAGACAUGAAGACAUGUGUUUUUAUUCCAUCAUCUUUUACAGAACAAGUUUGGUCCCUGUUUGAAAGAACAAGAUUAUAGUUCUAUUCUGAGUAUUUUUUAGAGAGUUCGUAUUUAUAUUUUUAGAGAUUUUUUUCUUG